CGGUUAGGUACACUUUUAGGUGAAUUUACAUUCGUCUUUUAUUUCAAAUUACAGUGAGAAUCGGUUAAUUUGGAAUCGCUGCCGGGAAUAUGCGUACGAGAAGUUUAAGAGACGUUGCAAUAUCUCAAAAUCGCGAUAAAUUGUUACAUCACAAGAAAACCGAAGCCAAUGAAAAAACCAUCAUCGUUAUGGGUAGCAAAAGUUGUGCAAGGUAAAACAAACGUAAUACAUCAAUUCAUCGAGAAAGAAAGAGGAGCUGUGGAAUCUGCGUCUACUUUCUUAUUGGAGUACACCUACGCUAGGCAAUCCGGUAAAAGCUUGGUUAAGGAUAUUUGCCAUAUUUGGGAAUUAGGAAGCAAUAUUACGUUCGCGAAUUUACUCGAUGUUGUAGCCAAAGUGAAGUACAAUCAUCCUUUAUCUAUUGUCUUAAUGCUCGAUUUGACAUAUCCGGAGAUUAUUCUUAAUACCGUUGAUGUGUUGUUAAAAGCUGCCAAAUCAGCUCUACUUAAAUCGUUAGAAUUACAACAGAACGAAGUGAUAAAGAGAAUUGUCGUAAAUGCAGAGGAGGAAGAUAAACCGUAUUUGGAUCCGUUUCCUGUGCAAAUAGCUAUUAUUGGAGCUAAAUAUGAUUUGUUUCAAAACAUGGAACCAGCCAAGAAACGAAUCAUAUGCCAAUACUUGAGAUGUUUAGCUCAUAUUUUGCAAGCAGAUCUUUUAUUCUACAGUAAUAACGAUACUUCGUUGAUUAAGAAAACUAGAGAUAUUUUAUUGCAUUACGGAUUCAAUAUUUCUAUACCCAGCAGCUCGAUAGUUACGGAUUACAAUAAACCGUUGAGAAUACCCGCAGGCUUCGAUUCUUUCCGUAACAUUCAAGGUUCCCCUGCGGGUGCUAUUAAUUAUUCUUUGGAUAAAUAUAAGAAUAGUUUAGAAGCUCAUUUUAAUCAGAAGACUGAUAAACAAGAACGGUUACCAGAUGAUCCUGCGAGUGAUUUGAAUUUCGAGGAAGCUGCCAUUGAUAAUUUAUGUCAACAGAAAUCUGAGGAAUUGAAGUUGUUGAAGAAAAUUAUCGAAAGGAAGUGAACGAAUUUUGCGAGUGGUAAGUUUAGGUUUGUAAGAGGAUACCUAAGUACUUCUAACUACAACUUUGUUUUGGAAAUAAAUUCGUUUAAAUCAAAUUCUA
Planococcus citri (citrus mealybug) is the source of this 1180-nucleotide messenger RNA. Its product is annotated as cytoplasmic dynein 2 light intermediate chain 1. Bases 169 to 1080 code for a protein of 303 amino acids. Gene Ontology annotation, cellular component: ciliary basal body; cytoplasmic dynein complex; axoneme. Lineage: Eukaryota; Metazoa; Arthropoda; Insecta; Hemiptera; Pseudococcidae. The transcript is spliced from 8 exons. The record is from RefSeq and is a predicted model, not a curated record. Gene Ontology annotation, molecular function: dynein heavy chain binding. Gene Ontology annotation, biological process: intraciliary transport involved in cilium assembly; intraciliary retrograde transport.